AUGAGUUCUCUUGAGAUCAGUCGAAAUGGCAGCCACAAUAUAAGAGCAAACGGAGAUGAAACUAAGCUCGAUGAUACGAAAACCGAUCGCAUCAAGGAUAGUCUAGAUAAAUAUGAAAAGCUAUUCGGUAUCGACGAAGAAUCCUCUAAUCAGCCUACAACGACUAGGAGAGAGCUAUGGUCAUACUACCUUUAUUACAACGGAAAUAAUGGAGUAGGACCUGCAAAUUAUUCUCAGACUCUUUUUCAAUCCGCGCUUAAUAAUGCUGGGUGGGAUCCCGCGAUUACACCUAUUAAGAUAGGAAACUGUGCCACAGGAGGUUGUGUAAUCCCAUGGGGUUACGGUACUCGAUCUGUUUCCAGUGUAGUUCUACUUGCAAAUGGGAUUUGCUUCACCAUCAUGACAUUAAUUUUUGUGGUCUUCGGUUCCGUUGCAGAUUAUUCGAAUUUUGGGAGAUGGAUACUUUUGUUUCUUACGGUCGUGGGUUGGGUUUUCCAAUACGGAAUGAUAGCUAUCAGAAAGCCUGAUCAGUGGCCUACAGCUAUGGUAUUAUAUAUCAUAUCUUACAUUUCAUACGGUGUUAGUAUCUUCAUUGCUUCACUUACAUUCUGGCAUUAA
Messenger RNA from Sclerotinia sclerotiorum 1980 UF-70, 618 nucleotides. RefSeq lists its product as hypothetical. Bases 1 to 618 code for a protein of 205 amino acids. The transcript is spliced from 3 exons. The record is from RefSeq and is a predicted model, not a curated record. Lineage: Eukaryota; Fungi; Ascomycota; Leotiomycetes; Helotiales; Sclerotiniaceae.